Molecule: messenger RNA, 3875 nt
Organism: Girardinichthys multiradiatus
Lineage: Eukaryota; Metazoa; Chordata; Actinopteri; Cyprinodontiformes; Goodeidae
Gene: slc2a2
Product: solute carrier family 2 member 2
Exons: 12
Coding region: 284-1795 (503 amino acids)
Biological process (GO): monosaccharide transmembrane transport
Cellular component (GO): membrane; brush border
Molecular function (GO): hexose transmembrane transporter activity
Source: RefSeq, a predicted model, not a curated record
AUUUAUUUAAGUUUUAUUUGUAGUUACCACACAGAAUAUCUUGAAACCAGUGUUUUGUAACAUAAUAUUUUACAUACACACAUCAAAUGUAUCUGAAAUAAUAUGAUAAGAGCUCAUUCACAGCAUAGAUAGGAAAAGAUCAAUGUAUGCUUUGAAUAUUUGCAGAAACCUGUGUGUGCGUGUAUGUGUGUUGGUUGGUCGAUUAGAGAGUGGACACUGUGUGAUCAGGCAUGCAGAUUUCAUUGAUCAUUACCAGCCUCCAGGCUAACACUCUGGACCCAUCAUGGAGACGGGAAAGCAACUAUCAGGUACACUGGCUGUAGCUGUGUUCACAGCAGCUCUGGGGUCCUUACAAUUUGGAUAUAGUCUAGGAGUCAUCAAUGCACCCCAGAAGGUCAUUGAGAGGCAUUAUGCUAUGUCUUUGGGUGUGUGGUCCGAGAGGUCAGCCCUAUUGGAAAACAGCACCGAGGGAGAAGGUUCCUCAGAGGACCAAACUCAUCCUGAUGUGGUCAUGUACUGGUCACUGUCGGUGGCCAUCUUCUCCAUUGGCGGCAUGAUAUCCUCCUUCCUGGUGGGAUUUAUCGGAGACUUUAGAGGAAGAGUGAAGGGCAUGCUGAUGAUCAACGUUCUGGCUGUAGCUGCUGGACUGUUGAUGGGUCUUUGUAGGCUGUGGAAGCCCCACAUAAUGGUCAUCACAGGGCGUGCCAUCAUGGGCUUCUACUGUGGGUUAACAUCUGGAUUGGUGCCGAUGUAUAUUGGAGAGAUUGCACCUAAAGCUUACAGAGGGGCUCUGGGAACAUUACAUCAGUUGGCCAUUGUCAUUGGCAUCCUUCUCAGCCAGGUAAUAGGUUUGGAUUUUGUUCUUGGUAAUGAUGAAAUGUGGCACGUGUUGCUCGGUCUGUCAGGAGCUCCUGCAAUAUUACAGUCCUUUAUGCUGCCGCUGUGCCCUGAGAGUCCGCGCUACCUUUACAUCCUGCUGGGCAAGGAGCAGGAGGCCCGGAAAAGUCUGCAUCGUCUAAAGGGGGCCUAUGAUCCUGCUUCUGAUCUGGAAGAAAUGAGGAAGGAGAAGGAGGAGGCAGACAGACAGCCACGGGUGUCAAUCCGCUCUUUGAUUCUCUCGUCUGUAUAUAGACAGCAGCUACUUGUUUCCCUCAUGAUGCACCUUUCACAGCAGCUGUCUGGCAUUAACGCAAUCUUUUACUACUCUACAGCCAUCUUCUCCAAAGCUGGUGUCAGUCAGCCAGUCUAUGCUACGAUAGGAGUGGGAGUCAUCAACACAGUCUUUACUCUGGUGUCUGUUGCAUUGGUGGACAGAGCUGGGAGGCGCACUCUAACUCUGGUUGGUCUGGGAGGGAUGUGCUGCUGUGCCGUUGCCAUGACAGUGGGUCUCAGAUUCCAGAAUAACUUCUCCUGGAUGAGCUACGUCAGCAUGACAGCCAUCUUUCUGUUUGUGAGUUUCUUUGAGAUUGGUCCUGGUCCCAUUCCCUGGUUCAUAGUGGCUGAACUGUUCAGUCAGGGACCUCGACCCGCAGCCAUCGCCAUCGCCGGCUGCUGCAACUGGACCAGUAACUUCAUCAUAGGCAUGACCUUCCCAUACAUUCAGGCUUGGCUGGAUUCGUAUGUGUUUGUUCUGUUUGCCGUGUUGCUUUUUGGUUUCACCAUAUUUAUUUACCUUCGGGUUCCUGAGACCAAGGGCAAAACGUUUGAGGAGAUUGCUGCUUUCUUCCAAAAGAAACAGAGGAUCAACAAAGACAACGCUGAACUGCAGCAGCUCAAAACAUCCAGUGAUGCUUAAACGAGUAACAGCAACCCUGCAAGAGGUAUUCAUACCUCUUACAUUUUGUCAUGUUACAACAACAAACUAUGAAGUGUUUUAUUGUGAAUACAUGAUAGACCAACUCAAAGUACAGCAUAAUCGUGAAGUGCAAAGAAGAUGAUGAUUGGCUUACAAUCUUUUGCCAAGUCUACAGCCCUUUGCAGCCUGUAAGAGGUUUUCUACGAUGCUACCCAGCAUUUUUGCCCAUCAUCUCAUCUCUGAAUCACCACAGCAUGAUGCUGCCACCAGUGUGUCUUACGUAUAGGAUUGUGUGUUCAGAGCGAUGUGCAUGGUUUUCUGCCACACUGGCAUUAUGCAUACAGGUCAAAAAGUACAGUUUUGUUCACAUCUCAUCAGAGUACCUUUUUUCACAUAAUUCUCUCCUACUUGGCUUGAAGCAAACUUUUAAUGGAACUUACUGUUGCUUGUGUUUUGCAACUCUUCCAUAAAGCCCAAAUUUGUGGAGUUCUUAACCAGCAAUUGUUAGGCUGACAGACUAUCCCUCCUGAGCUGUGGAUCUCUCCAGCUCCUCCAGAGUUACCAUGGACCUUUUAAGCUUCUCUGAUCAUGCUCUCCUUGCUCAUCCUGUCACCUUUGGUGGAUUGCCACUGGUUGGUAGGUGUAGAAUUGUCCCAAACUUUUAGCAUUUGGCUAGGUUUGCUUCUUAACCUAACUUUAUGCCAGACCUGUCUUGUGUGUUCCUUGGACUUCAUGAUGCUGUUUCUUCACUAUUGUUCUCUUAGAAACAGCUGAGGCCUUCUCAGAACAGUGGAAUCUAUAGUUAGAUAGAGAUUUUUUUGAUUAAGGUGACCUAUAUUAAGGGGUAUCAGAGAGAAGGGGGAUAAAUAAUGUAAAUCAAAUUCAGGUUUUAACAGUGAUUUUUUUUUUUUCCUUGAAAACUGUUCAUCCUUUUACUUCAACAUCAUGGUUAUGCACUACUUUGUGUAGCUCUAUCAUAUAAAAUCCAAGUUAAAUAUUUAGAAGUGUGCUUUUGUAACAUGACAAAUGUGAAAAAGGUUCAAGGGGUUUGAAUAUUUUUGCAUGGCAUUAUAUUUUCCUCGAAGUACUGUUUAUUAGGGACAAAGUACAUGUAUUUACAAAAGAAAUCCCUUUUUUACAACAAUAUCACUUAUAAAUGGCACAAUGUUUACAUGCAUUCAAAUUAUGAUCAUUUACUGCAGCAUUGAAAGUAAAAGUCAACUAUGUAAAGUGUUUUACAAUGAUAACAAACCAUAUAACCACCAUAUGUGGGCAAAAGGUUAAAAAACCUUUUAAAACUGGAGAAAUUAAAGACAUGUAAACCUAAAACAGAACGAAAAUAUAGUAGCUCAUACAGCAUUAAUACAUUUGAGUCCUAAAGAACAAGUACGAAACAGUGGUAGAGGGAGUAAAGAUACUACAAGAGAAAACUGUGCCAGCUGCUAUUAUAGCUUUGUCAGCUUGUGUUCUGUGACCGGCCAUAAAGCUGGUGUAAUUGAGGGAGAAUAUAAAAAGUGAAUAAACUAACAGGCAAGAGAAGGCAAAGCAAACAUGUAAUUUAAUUGCACUGCUUUAUCUAAAAUAUGCUGUAAAAGAAGAUCUCCUGCCAAGUCUGACAUGAUUUCACAAUGUGUUUACAAUGACCAUGAAAGACUUGAGAUAAUCUUAGGAGCUUUUAUAGGAAUAAAAAACAGUGUAAACACCCAUAAUUAUCAGAAGGAACACAUAUUUGUAUGUUAACGUAGCUCUUGUAAAUGAAUAUCUUCAAAAAUAUAAACAUAUGUUUAUAUUUAGACAAAGAAUUAAAAAUACUUUUUAAGUUGCUUUGGAUUUGUUUUGGAAUUCACACAAGGUUUGAAAAAAGCAGUAUGCAGUAUCUAUGUCAGUAAAAAAAAUACAAUUACAAUUUUGCAUUGCAAAAGUUUUACCUUUAUGUCAUGUAUUUCUGUCAUUUAUCUUUCUUCAGUGUAAUAUGAAAACAAAAUCUGAAAAGUUAUAAGUUUUCAAUAUUUUGUUCUCUUUUCGUUUGGAAAAACAAUAAAAGUAUUGCUGUUAUAAUAAACAGUAGUAUGUAAGUUUA